Kwoniella botswanensis is the source of this 780-nucleotide messenger RNA. RefSeq lists its product as uncharacterized. Gene Ontology annotation, cellular component: endosome; Golgi apparatus. Gene Ontology annotation, molecular function: GTPase activity; GTP binding. Bases 1 to 780 code for a protein of 259 amino acids. The transcript is spliced from 8 exons. NCBI's taxonomy places the organism in Eukaryota, Fungi, Basidiomycota, Tremellomycetes, Tremellales, Cryptococcaceae. The record is from RefSeq and is a predicted model, not a curated record.
AUGGCAGAGGAAACUCCAGUGAAAGCGGUCCAGGUCAAACUCGUACUUCUAGGUGAAGCCGCAGUGGGUAAAUCCUCUUUAGUACUUAGGUUCUGUCAAGGUGAUUUCAACGAAAACACUUCACCUACCAUCGGUGCUGCCUUUUUGACGCAAAAAUGUAGACUGGAAAAUAGGAUUGUCAAAUUCGAGAUCUGGGAUACAGCAGGACAAGAACGAUUCCAUUCCCUUGCUCCUAUGUAUUACAGGAACGCUCAAGCUGCCGUAGUAGUAUAUGAUAUCACGAAAGCUGCAUCACUCGAAAAGGCAAAAGCGUGGGUCAAAGAACUUCAACGACAAGCAAAUGCGAAUAUCGUGAUUGCAUUAGUGGGAAACAAGCUCGAUCUCGUCUCUGAAUCCUCAACAUCACCAGCUCCACCUGCUUCGUCGGAAGCACCGGCCGAAGAAGAAGAGGAAGAAGGAUCUUCGGAAGAACCCUCUGCUACACCUACACCAAAUGAGACCGAAAGUGAUGAUGCUCGACAAGUAUCAACCGCCGAGGCAGAAGCGUACGCCAAGGAAAGUGGACUGUUGUUCUUUGAAGCUUCAGCUAAGACUGGACAUAAUGUAGGAGAAAUAUUCACUGAGAUUGCCAAAACGAUCCCAUUCGACACUAUCGUACCUAAAUCCACCACCAACACAUCAGGUAGCAGACGGUCAGGAAAUAACAACAACGAUAAUGGUAGUAACAAUAACGUUAAUCUCGGUGAAGGUCAACAAGCAAAGAAAGGUGGUUGUUGUUAG